This is a messenger RNA of Schistosoma margrebowiei, 1588 nucleotides long. The record is from the annotation of a GenBank genome assembly. NCBI's taxonomy places the organism in Eukaryota, Metazoa, Platyhelminthes, Trematoda, Strigeidida, Schistosomatidae.
GAAUGAUGUUUACACAAACAUACUUAUGUUGUGCUACUUUCACCACUACUUCUUAACCGCGGUUAAACCUGCAUCAUGCCGAAGCGUGGAAGGGGUGGUUCAUCUGGUGGAAAGUUCAGAAUUUCAUUGGCUCUUCCUGUUGGAGCUAUAAUGAACUGUGCUGACAACAGUGGUGCCAAAAAUUUGUAUGUAAUAGCUACGUUUGGUGUUCGAGGUCGCUUGAACCGUCUUCCAUCGGCAGCAACUGGUGACCUAAUUGUGUGUUCGGUUAAAAAAGGGAAACCAGAACUAAGGAAAAAGGUGUUGUAUGCUGUAGUUGUCAGACAACGUAAGGCCUUCAGACGAAAAAACGGAGUAUUCAUUUAUUUCGAGGAUAACGCUGGCGUGAUUGUCAACAACAAGGGAGAACUUAAAGGUAAAUACUAAAGUAUUUUACUUCCUUUUUACCAUUGAGUUCAGCGUCAUUUUGCCCUUUGCAGGUUUAUUUACGCUUUGAUUAGUAUGCUUCCGUUAACUAGAAAAAAUCUGAUAGUAAGGUAUUUGCAGGUAUAACCGCAUGAUCUAACACAUGACUACGAUAGACUGAGUUUUGAUGAUAGUUCAGUUCUGAACUAUAAUAUCCAGAUACAUGACUUAAACCGUUCAAUAAGUUAUUAUGUUAGUGUUUCGGACAAAUUAUGUUUAGCUCUAUUUUCAACCAGCCUUUUGUAUGCCUGUCGGAUGCUAAUUACCUAGCAACAUUUAUUGUACGCUGUGUUUGCAGUCACAUCAAUGAUAAUAGAUUAACAAUCCCCAUUCGAAGUAGAUAAAACUAAUCGAUCCAACAUGCAAUAAUCGGCAGUAAUCUGGUGAGUAGUUUGAUAGUGUUACCCUUACCUUCCUGGGAAUUUGUUACAGGUAGUUAUCACUUGUUUCCUGGAUAGUUGCGUCACAAGAUUUUAUUACAUGAGACAGAGAUGGUAGUAUCACUAAAUAUAUAUGAAGAAGAGUUGUGUGCUCUUAUUUGGUAAACAUAUAAUUCUGGUCGUCCGUAGGGUUUUUCCUAGUUGUUUUCAAGCAAAUUGCCUCACUAAACGGCGUUCUUGUUGACUUUUUAACUGGCUAUUUCUUUCUCCUCUACUUUGUUUUCACAUUAUUAUCGUGUUUGCGCAUUUUCUGAAGUCAUAUCUUACCAAGAUUUAUCUGCUUCGGGUAAGCAUUCAGUGAGGAUUACUAACCCGGACAAAAUUGUGAGUGGUUUCACAUUUUUGUGAUGCUGUUGGGUUGCCUAGUCUGUUAACGAUUACUGUUUAAGGCAUUCAUUAACAACUGUAUUGCUUGAUUAGUCAGUAAUCUAGUUCGAUAUUUCAAAGAUAGUUCACGCAGUGACAACAUAUAAUCCACUGAAUGUAAUACUGCUAGUCAAGUACAGUAAAUUGUUUUACUGAAUGAAAUCUCAUGCUUAAUAUUUCCAUUUAAUAAUAAGGCCUAAUGACCUUACGCACCUGCCCUUUAGUAAUGUUAGCACUUACAAACAUGCUAGUGUGACAAGUUGGAUGAACUUCAGUUUCACGUAGGCACGCAAUCAUUCAUUCUUUUCAAAGAAAAC